Molecule: messenger RNA, 2661 nt
Organism: Anolis carolinensis (green anole)
Lineage: Eukaryota; Metazoa; Chordata; Lepidosauria; Squamata; Anolidae
Exons: 2
Coding region: 132-2417 (761 amino acids)
Source: RefSeq, a predicted model, not a curated record
GUGACUGUUGGUUGCAGUGAUCAAUGAUAUCCAGUUUUGUGAGACUGUAGACUCCAAAUGCUGGUGAACCAGUGUAUUUCUCUUCCAAUAUUUUGCAUCAGAUUCACUUUUCUCUUUGACUUUUUUGAAGGAUGAGUGAAGAGAGGGUUACAAGUUGUACAGAUACUGUUGAAGAAGAUACAGAUGCUGAUGGACAGCAUUGCUCUACUGGAUGUUUCCAGGUCUCAACUUUAUGUUGCUGCAUCCCUAGGAGACGGAUGCACUUGCCAGGACAGGACAGGCCCAAGGACAGAAAGAAAAAAAAUGAGAAGAAGAACACUGGGGAUAUAUCUUUUGGUGAUACUGUACUUGAAGGAAGACAGAAGUUGAGCCAAGACUAUAGGAGCGUGACAUCUGCCGGAGAUGUGGGUGCUAUAACAACUGAAGGAGUCAAGCCUGCUUUAAAAGUUUGUAUUCAGACCAAUGACAAAAAAAAUCAAGAUCCUCAUAUAUCUCUUAUACCUAUUACUUUAGCAGAUAUCUGUUUAGAAGAAAAAAAACAAGAGCACACUGAAACAACAAAUGCAAAGCCUUUAUGUAUUCAAGGUAUGGUAUGGCAACAAAAAGAAGGAAUUAAGAAUGUAAAUGUUUUAUCUAUCGAAACAGAAGAGAGAUGUUUAGUGGGUGGUGCAUCAGAGGGAAUGCCUUUUACAGAAGGAAAGGAUUCUUUAGUUAUGCUAGCCAAAGAAAAGAGACAGUCUGGCAGACCUGAAUUGUUGAGUUCACUGAUGCAAGGAGCAAUCAAUGAAAAGGAGCAACAACAAGGAAGAGACCAUGUGAGUACUAUAUUGGAAGGUGUAUCUUUUAAGCAGGGACUGAAGCAGGGCCACAAAAGCAUGCCAUUUCAGGAGCUACAACAGUCUAUAGAAGUAGAACUUCAUACUAAAUCGGUCACCAAUGAAAGUACAUUUCGAGAAGAACAGAACAACAGUACUUGUGCUGAGCAGAAGCUGUACCCAUGUAAGCAGGAGCUGAAGCAUGAUCAUGAAAAUGUGUUGUUCCAGGAGCUACAACAGUCUAUGGAACUAGAACUUCAUAACACCUUGGCCACCAGUGAAAAUAAAUUUCAAGACACACAAAACAGCAGUACUCAUGCUGAGAGUGUAACCUCUUUUCAGGAACUUCUCAACCAUUCAAGUGUACUAUGCAAUGAAAAACAGGAAACUUUGGGGCCACAAGAUGUUAUGACAGGUAUUUCUCAUAACACAGAGGGACCAAAGGACUGGAACCAGAUGAAUUCUGUGUCUAAAGGAGAUGACCACAAAGAGGACCAGGACUGCCAAGACAUGCUUAGUAUAGAGAAAGAGCAACCCACAGAACUAAAAUACCCAGAUAUAUUGUCCACCAUGUGUGGGAAGUAUGAACAAGAACAGCUAGGAGUACAGCAGCAACAAGACUUUGAGACAGAAAAUUCAUCCAACAAGACUGAGAACCACAACUUAGUGUUGCUUUAUCAGGAAGACCAACCACCUGUUGUACCAAAAACGGUUAGGUUUUCAUUCCAAGGCACAGGUGGUGAGAAAAAGCAGAAAGAAACACAAGCCAUGAAAAAUUCGACAUCUGAUACUGUUCUUACCAAGAUAGAAGGCCAUCACUAUGUUCCCCAUCAGGCGGAUUUACAAGCUGCUGCAUGUGAAAACAAUGACACAUUAUCUUUGGAUGUAACUUAUACACAGGAUCUGCAAAAACGAGCUUAUAUGAACACUUUGCCUGAGGAUGUUGCUGCUCACAUUAUAGAGCAGAAGCAUCAUGAGACACCUCAGCUUCUUUUAUUGGAACAAGUUAGCACACACCAUGAAGAAAAGGAACAGCAAGAAACACUAGGUUGUGCAUAUUCUGGACCCAAGUUUAUUACUUAUAUUGAAGAACAAGAGAGCCAAGAACCUAUUGUAUCACAGGACACCAGCAUAUUUCUUGACAGUGUAAGCCAUGAGAAGGAGCCUCCAAGAAAACUGGAAUGUGGUGACUCUGGGCCUGAGGACCUUUAUGACAAGAAGGAUCAGAACCACCAAGGUCCUGUAUAUUUGGAAAUGAAGCAGCCUCUUUUACUUGCAAAGCUCAGCAAUUUAACUUUGAAUGUAACCCCUGAAGAAGCACUGUGCAUAAGUAAUGUUGGCAAGCUAGAAAUUCACCCACUAGAUGAAGAGACAAAAGAACAGGAUGACCAGCAAAAAAUGCAUACAGUCUUAUGCUCUAAAGAGAAAACAACAAUACAGGAACUAGAAGGGCAACAAUCUACUCUCCCUGCACAAGCAGGAUGUAGCACAGAAGAAGAGCCACAGGGGUCUUGGCACUUCCAAAAGACUACAUCCAUCCCAAAUGAGGUGCAGCAGGAAAAAGAACAGUUGAACCGGGGCAUGACCAGUGAGAAGCAUUAGAAGGAAAAACAGGUUCUGUCAAACACCACUUUCCCUUGUACUACUAGAGAAGAUGAGGGGCAUGUUUAAGAUAGACAUUUUCUCCAUUUGACAAAAUCCUUUACUGUAUUCACUGCCUUAGCACUUAUUCUCAUUGAAAUACGAAAGCUGAAAAGAGAUAUUUUUGUUAUUUUGUGCAAAAAUACAAUAUAUACUGUAGACAAAGGCAAAAAAGUAAAAUUGAAAACAGUUGCUGCAUUGAGAA